Molecule: messenger RNA, 2044 nt
Organism: Drosophila suzukii
Lineage: Eukaryota; Metazoa; Arthropoda; Insecta; Diptera; Drosophilidae
Product: integumentary mucin C.1
Source: RefSeq, a predicted model, not a curated record
GCUGCAAACGGUUUAGUUCCUCGCCGCAAACAAAACUAGUCACAACAACGUGGAGCGGAAGCCAGCAGCCUCGAGUGAACCAGUUAAAAGCCAGAAACAAAGUCUGAGAAAUAGAGAGAGAGAGCGCGAAAUACCAGAAAGCUUUUGGAGACAGGAGCAAGUUUUCGAAAUCCAAAGUGAACGUAGCUUUCGGCGCGCUGAAACCACACUCGAUUGAUAUUGAUUCAUUGCCAGCGAGCCACUGAACCGCCUCGCAUUCCGCGAAUACCAGACAAAACUCAGCCGAAAACCGAAAAUGUUGCGAACCUUUGCCAUUCUGCUGCUGAUCGCAGUGGCCGUAAAUGCGAGAGCUGCACCACAGAGAACCACCGUUUCGCCGGAUUAUGAAACCACCGAAAAUGUGGAGCUGGUUGAGGAGUCCACCUAUAUGUCCGUGGAGGAGGGAACCAUCACGGUGGACGUUGAUUCGGAUGUGAUCCUGACCACCAGUCCCGAGGGCGAGGCCUUCACCGAGGCCAGUCCGAUGGGUCUGACGGAGGAACCGCUUCCGGAUUCGGUGGUGCAGCAGUUGGAGAUGGAGCGGGCUCAGGAGGAGCGGCUUAAGAAUCCCGAAGAGCCGGAAACGGAGCUGGAGUCGGAGUCGGAGAAUGAGGACCUGGGCGCCACAACCACGGAGCCACCGAAUUCCAAUAAUACUGACACCACCAGGCGCAGCUUCAAGUUUGGCGCAACCACACUGCCACCAAGUUUCAUCACAACCACCGAAAGAAGCAUCACCACCAUUGCACCACAGGAAGUCACCACAUCACGUUCUUCGGAGACUGAGGAAACCACCGAGUUCCAGGAGGUAAAGACCAUGAGAAACUACUUCGAACGGAAGCCAGCGCAAAUGGAAGAAAUAGAGCUGGACAUGGCCGAGAACCGAAUGGAGACCACCACAAAUUUACCAGCUCAGGAACUUGUAGAGCUGUCCAUGAUCAUGACCACCGAAGCCGCUUUGGUGGAGGAGAACCCCAAGCCGAAAAGUGAGAGUGAUCAGGCGGAGUCGGUGGAAACCACAGUGGUGCCGCUCUACCAAUAUGUUAGCAAUGGAGCUCCCAUUGUCACAGAGCCACAGCCUGAGCAUUCUACGGUUAUGCCAGUAUUAAACGAAGAAGUAGCCUCUACUGAGUCUCCAUUAGAAGAAAUUAAAGAACUCCUACUGGUUUCGUCCACCUCAGCACCCGAAACCACCACAGAGGCGGAGGAAACCACGACUACAGCUCCUAGCUCCACCACUACAACCACUGAGGCUGUUCUUCUGACCACCAAAGUGGAAACUCUGCUGGUUGCCCAGCCAGAGACGACUACCAGUGCUCCGGAGACCACAAGUACCAGUGCUCCAACCACAACUACCAAUGCUCCAGAGACCUCUACUAGCACCACUAGUGCUCCAGAGACCUCAACUAGCACCACUAGUGCUCCAGAGACGACAACUAGCACUACUAGUGCUCCAGAGACCACAACUAGCACCACUAGUGCUCCAACCACAACGAGUACCACCAGCACCACCAGUGCUCCCACCACGACAAUCACCACAACUACAGAACGCCCCAUUCCGACGCGAGCUCCUCGGGUGGAACGGAUCUUCAACUCGGACGGAGUGGAGGUGCUCUACGGUUACUCGUCGGUGGUGCGGACCAACCGCUCGUGAGUGGUUGCCCCACCGAGAAUGCGACCUUGUCAAGGUCGAACAACUUGCCAUAAUGCGGAGACGGGGAGACAUUGAGCGAUUCAUGCUCGAUUGGUUUGUUUUAGGCAAUUUUCAAUUCUAAACGAGUUAUAAACAAAAAUAUUUAAAUUUCAUCCGACGGGCCCCAACACAGUGUGAUAAACCAAAAAAUAGAUAACUCUGCGUAAGAUGAUAUCGGUAUAGAUGCAAAUCCACAACGACAUCAAAACAAAACAAAUAUGAUAUUGUGCAAAAUUGUGUACGGUCUGCCAAAUGACAAAAAUGAAGUGAAAUGCUGGAGAUAAACGAUUUUAUAAAUUAUAAAUAAAACAU